Messenger RNA from Drosophila innubila, 1927 nucleotides. It is a transcript of the gene Swt1, whose product is annotated as probable serine/threonine-protein kinase DDB_G0272254. Bases 70 to 1437 code for a protein of 455 amino acids. The transcript is spliced from 5 exons. The record is from RefSeq and is a predicted model, not a curated record. Lineage: Eukaryota; Metazoa; Arthropoda; Insecta; Diptera; Drosophilidae. Gene Ontology annotation, cellular component: nucleus.
UUUAUCCGUAGUACCGUUGACUCGUUGCUUCUAUGAAACGCAAAAAACUUGAGCGUUGGAAAUCGCACAAUGGAUGGACAAAAAAGUGUUGGUAGCUUAAACAUAGCUACAAAAAGACCAAUUGAUGAUGAAGCCAAGCUUAGAACUAUCAACAUGCGUCGAGAACAAUUGAGCACCAAUAAUAAACAACCAGCUCAAGAUCGACUUAAGCGUUUACAGACAAAACUAAAGCAAGUGAAUAACAAAAAACCAGAAAAAGACAGAAUUGCAGUUAAGAAAACCAACAGGAAUAGCAGCAGUAACUCUCCCAAUACCAAUGUAAGCAAUAACAACCAACAAUUCCAAGUCAAAACUUUAGUGGAAACAUCGAUACCUGAAUCAAACCGAUAUGCGGAGAAACUAAGGACUUGGUCCUAUGUCGACAAGCCGAAGAUCGGACAGCCAUAUGAAUCAGUUAACUCCUCUGCGAGUGGCUUCAACAAAAGUCGGACGAUUCCGAAUCCCUUCGCCAAUCGUGGCAGCAGCAGAAAUGCCUGGGCAAAGCCCAAAGCGCUCCUCGAUGCCAGCAAUAGGCUGGAAGUCAAUCGUUCCACAAGUGCCAACCAACGACUGGCCCUGCUACGUGAAUCUCUCCAGCAGAAACAUAAGGAGAGCAUUAGCACGAUGAACACCAACAACAACACCACCAACACCAACAACAACAGCAAUAACAAUCAAUUGAUGAAACUGCCAGCCGAAACUGCCCCAAAAAUCAUUAAACCCGAAAAGACAAUCAAUUUUCCAAACAAUAAUUUAUCAACUGAUGAAAUGGAGCCCAUGGACAUAGACUGUGAUCAGCAGGAAGAGGUGACAACUAAUAGCACUGUGGUGGGUUUAAAUGGGAGCACAACGGUUUCGACAAAGGAAGAACAUUCGGAUAGACCUUUGCUGGAAUGGAUAUCAUCAGAACAGGAGCUACCCAAACGUCUCGAGGAUCAUAUGUAUUUUGUGCUGGACACAAAUGUGCUCAUGAACAAUCUGGCGUUUGUGGAGGAUCUGAGCCGAGUGGCAUUGGGGGAAACUAGUGGCAGUAUGCUUUUCAUACCCUAUAUUGUCAUCAAGGAACUGGAUAAGCUCAAGGACAGACGCAGCGAGGAUUCACUUAAGCGCACAGCUGCCAUUCGUGCUAUACACUAUCUGAACAACAAGUUCGACGAUAGCCUCAAGAUUCAGGCUCAAUCUGCGCUGGAGGAGGCAGAACAUUUGAUCGAGGUGGAUUCUGCAGAUGAUAGCAUUGUUAACUGUUGCCUACAGUUGAUGGCCCAGGUGCCCAAUCUGAUGCUCCUGACCAACGAUGCCAAUUUGCGCCUUAAAGCCAACGCCUCAUCGAUAUUAGUUUCGUGCCGUUCCGAUUUGUUGAAUGACUAUCGGGAGAAAUUUGAUGCAUUACCAGUAUAACGAUAACACUGCCGUCUGGCGAUGAUGAUGAGGUGAAGACUGCAUCUGUGAUAGGCAUUUGUCGGAUGGCAGAACAGGAGCAAGUAGGAAGUGAGGAGUAGGAGAAUAUGGUGGAGAUAAAGUAACCACUGCACCGCGGCCAACAUGAAGUACAAUCGCAUCUAAUCAAACCAAACAUCAAUAUAGAUAGAUAUCUAUCUAUACAACUUUUAGUCUACACAGUCAUCAUACAUGUAGAUAUGUAUAUACAUACCUCACCACAUACAUUACAUCACAAAACAAAUCGUACACUGAAUUAUAAACUUUGAAGUUUAUACAAUAAGAAAUCCGCCUCGUUCUAUUUACAUUUUGAUAAGCCAUAUACUUAUUGCCCUUGAAUCUGACACUGUUCGGGGUGUUUUGUCUUUAUAAACAGUUUUGCAGCGGAAAAUCAAAUGUAAAUAAUGUUCAAAUAUGUCAAAUACUAAAUAAAGUAUUUCUUUUCAAAAUG